Mizuhopecten yessoensis (Yesso scallop) is the source of this 7498-nucleotide messenger RNA. RefSeq lists its product as uncharacterized. Bases 55 to 4827 code for a protein of 1590 amino acids. The transcript is spliced from 31 exons. The record is from RefSeq and is a predicted model, not a curated record. Gene Ontology annotation, molecular function: protein binding. Lineage: Eukaryota; Metazoa; Mollusca; Bivalvia; Pectinida; Pectinidae.
UGCUCUCAGAGCGAGAGCCAUGAAGAUGCAGACAGCUGGCUAGCCAACACCGAAAUGUUUCCCCUGUUUGAAUUAGUUCGACUUUUCACUGUGAGGGACGACUACGAUUCCAGGAACUCCCCAACUAUUGUUCGCUAUGCAUACAAAGAAGCGGGCGAAGUUAACCUGCUGGCACUUGCCUGCACCAAUGGAUAUGUCCUCCUUAGGUACAGUAGUGGAAAUGGAAAACCUCCCACCACUCACCAGUUACCAUGGCCACAGGAUAAACCUAUCAGCUCAAUGUGUUUCGACCCUACUGUGACCUGGCUCCUGGUCCUAGCAGAAGAUGCCACCCUGUUCAUCAUACCAGCACUGCCUAUCAUGGAUCCAACUGCUAAAGUCAACCAACUGUGGCGAGAAGAUGAUGUCACCAUAACGAAGGUUAAGCGACCCAAAGGCGUUCCUACUGCCCUCCUCUGGUGGCACACACUGGAUGACCGACAGAUAGCCAUCAUUGGCACAAAGAUUGGAGAAAUAAUCUUUGUGGAUCUGGUUACAAGGAAGACGUUGUAUGAUAUCAACUGUGACUGUAAAAUCAUGCAGAUUGACAUCGUGGAAGAUGACCAGCAGAUGACCACUAACCUUCUGAUUACGGACCAGUCAGGUGUCCAGUGGAAGUUACUGUUAGAGAGCCGUACACAUGAGAUUUUGUCCCUACCAGACAAGGAGCUCCUUGACCUAGGGUACAACACUGUAGAUGGAAGGAACCUCCCUAUAAUCAGCAUCACCACUCCUUCGGAUCAAACCAGAGACCUGUUUCUGCCACUGAGGUUUUACCAGUUCCAGCGAUCUGUGUUCCUGUCGCCACAGUAUGCCAAGGGACGCCAUUUUGUGGCUGCUCAUUGUGACAAGACAAACACAUAUCAGAUUUAUGACAGUGAUGUGGAACACAAUCCUCUGUUUGUGUACAAGUUACCGUUCGGUGCUUACAACGUCAUCCUGACGGACAAAGUGAUAUUUACUACGACACGACUUGGUGGGGAGAAGAGAUUGCUUGUGAUAGCUAACCAAAGGGCUGAAACCUCAGUGGACGAUCAACAGGAUUUCAACAAGGAUGCAGUCUUACAGCAGUUUGAUCUUCCCCAAGAGGAGCACCUGUUGACUGUCCUAAAGAAGUCCUAUCCUUUCUACUGGCAUGACAAACGUGAGGAAGAUCUGUGUCAGAAGAUGGCUCAGGACAUACAGCUAGGUCUGAGGCGGACCAACAGAGCUGGGCCAAACAUCCUACCAUUGACCGCAUACGACAUGCAUGUCACGAGUCACACAGUGCUCAAUGGCUGCGUCAUCAUCACAGGGUCGUCUGUGUAUGAAUGUAGGCCCAGGAUAUCACCAGAGCGGCUGUUUCUACAGAUGGCAGUCCAGCAGCUUGACCACUCCCGAACGGAGAUCCUUGGUAUAGGUCUUGGCCUUGACCUCAAUACGCUGUAUGAAGUGUCCGCUGAACAUGUGCUAAAGAGCAAGGAUUUCACACAAGCCAUCAGACUCUACAAGCUCUCAAAGUGUUCCCAUGCCAGGAGAGUGGCAAACUUUGCACAGUACGGUUGUGUUCAAGAGGUACUGACCUACGCCAGACAAGUAUUGUGUGGUCAGAACCAGGACAUCAACACCAGUGAAAGGAAGCAGCUGACCGACCUGGCCAUACACUGUUUUGUACACCAGAUACAGGAACAUUCUGGCGACAAGGCACAACUCGAGCAGUCUUUUCUUGAGUUUCUCAUCACCAACUUUUCGUAUGAAGAAAGCUUGGCUCUUUCUUUGCUAUCAGAAAAUGGUCUGAUCUAUAUCCUACUGGAACUUGCUAAGGCUCGCGGCUUAGUGAUGGAGGCAUUGGACUUGUUGGCCAAAAACGAUUACACCAGACUAGACAAUCCUGUGGUGGACAGUCUGGUCAGCAAGGGCUUCACCAACCACCUAGUUCAGGCAGCCAAAGGUACGUUUUUCCAGUCACUGUCUCCCCAGUACAGGACCGAGAUCCUGUGCUCCAAGCCUCAACUGGCCCUUCAGCAUUACGCCAUGAUACAGGACAGCAUAGCCGACCUCAGAGUGGACACGCUGGAAAACCUUGCCAACAUUUUUGACCCCUCAAGGGUUAGCCUGAGGAACCACAUAUCUAAACAUAUGAUUUCCAAGAAAAGAACUGCAAGUAUCUCCUCUCUGACCUCCCAAUGUAGUGAUGGAGAAGCUGGCCCAAUGGAGAAUACCCUGCCUGAGGCAUCAAAGUUGGUGGAUUUUUUUGUCACCAUAAUUUUACAACUCAAUAGUAAACGUGACAAAUCUGGAGACAUUCCCAACGCUGAGGAGGUACUUACCAUGAACUCCAACGAUAUAUCUAAACAGUCUCCCGAAGAAAAUUUGAAAGUGAAAGUCCGAAAGUUGACCUGUCGACCAGUACCACUUGGUGCCGGACAUCAACAUGUGGCUUUAGUGCGCAACGGUGACCUAUACACCUGGGGUCGCACUUCCCACGGCAGGUUGGGCCACGGAGACCUGGCUCCAGACAACACUGUAUCUCCCCCCUGUAGGGUGGAAACUCUCCACAUGCUCCAGGUUCGGGUCAUCUCCGUAGCUUGUGGCGGUGAACACACGCUAGCCCUCACACAGCAGGGGGUGUUUGCGUGGGGGUCAUCCCAGUAUGGUCAGGUUGGAAUCGGUACGAGACAUAUCUACAGCCGACCCAUGCAGGUCAACAAGCUCUCGUCCGUCCAGUGUGUGAGUGUGGAGACCGGUCAAUAUCACUCCCUGGCUCUGACUGUUGAUGGAGAAGUUUAUAGCUGGGGCUGGGGAGUUCAUGGACAGCUCGGUCAUGGUAGUAUAGAGGACGCUUUGGUCCCGUCCCACGUACAGGCACUGUCAGACAAACAGAUCAUCAGGGUGUGUGGAGGAUACUGUCAUACCGUGGCCCUCUCCUCUGAGGGAGAGGUGUACUCGUUUGGGUGUGGAUUCUUUGGCCAGCUUGGUUUGGCAACAAACAAAAAACAGACAUUACCAGUGAGAAUACACGCUUUGAAGGGGAAGGUGGUCUUAGUCAGCACCAAGUUCUUCCACAAUAUCGCAGUCACGCAGAGUAACCAUGUGUUCUCCUGGGGUUGCCAUCCAUUCAACCUCCGAUUUGCGGCACAUUCCAUCCGUAAGGCACGCCAGGCCGGUGCUGUGGUCGGGGAUCCUGUCGACCACUUCCUACUGCCAGAUCUAGUCGACACCUGCUUUGUACAUGGCCGUAUUACCCAGGCUGUUUGUGGCAGCUCCCACUCGGCACUGGUCACUUUGGACGGAGACGUGUAUACCUGGGGUAGAAACAUGGACGGACAGAUCGGAAACAACACAAGACAGGACAUGAAAAUUCCGAGUAUGGUGACUAAUAUAAAUGAUCGCAGUGUGACACACAUCACCAUUGGAGGAGAGUUCAACAUCGCACAGGACUCCGACGGACUUGUCUGGGGCUGGGGAAAGAAUGACAUGGGUCAGGUAAAACAGGAGAAGUUAGAACCGUCCCCCACCACCUCCACCCACAAGGUCAUCAAGACCCACAACAGACGGCGCGCAGGUAGUGGCAUCACUGAGCUCCUUUUACCCACGGUCUGUCAGGGAUUUCCGAAUGCCAAACCAACUUCAUCACUAUGGCGACCAUCUCAUCUGACAAGGUCCGGGUCAUAUGAUGGUUCAGAUGGAGAAACAUGGUGGUCUGAGGACAACCAAGAUGACGUCCAGUUAGAUCUUCUUCCUGACCUCCAAUCACUUGGCAACAGAAAGUAUGGCCGUAUCACCAUACAUGAAGUCUUACAGCACCUGUCUGAGUUGUGUAACUGUAUGAAGAUACUGCGACAGUGUGUGAACGUUGAAGACUGGCUCAGUGCUGCCUAUGUCUGUCUCUACCAAAACAAUUAUGCACAGGCCCUGGCCUUCCAUCUGAAGGCACUGUCCUCCUACUCCAUGGUGUUUGGCAGUGAUUUCCUACAGAGUACGGAGAGAGUCGUCCAGCACUAUCUCAGACUUUGUAUAACACAAGAGCUGCCAGCCUCCCAGAAAGAGGAGAACUACAGACUUGUCCUUAUACAGAUGCUGGAACACUGGGAGAAACAUGACUUGUCUGUCAGCAGUCUGGAGGUUUUACUGGCGGACCACAUGGACAGUGUGUGCUGUAUUCUCAGUACAUUCCUUUUCUGGAAAAAUCCAAGGACUGAUGAUGGAGGAGAGACCAUGGAAAUGCCGAUUUGCAUAGGCGUUUCUGGCCAAUUUAUGAUGCAUUUUACUACUAAGUUCUGUCUCCAUGUCCUCCAAAAGGUCUUUGAUAAAAUGCUUCUCUCCGACUUUGAAAAGAGAUACCCAGUCAGUUACGGAUCAUUAAAAAGAUUACUGACCUGUCGGAUAGGGUCAAGCGAAUCCGACCUUGACCUUCAGCCAGGUGAUAAACUUGUACCGUUCGAUCAACUGUGGCAAGAUGUGGUUCGAAACCUUCAAAAGGGUUCAGAAUCACGUGACUAUAUAUACAUCACGCGAACAGAUAUUGAUCACAUGACGGAGAAACUUGGGCAGACCCAAGGACCGCAGUCCAUCCAGGAGGAAGUGAACUCACAGGAGCCAAAUGCGGUGCUGUUCACAUGUGGUCACCACUAUACACGACGGAACUUCAUGGAUGAAGUGACGGUCAAGUUCAACAAGGAGCUCUCCCAGGGCCCGUCCAGCCUCCCGGGGAGUGCUUCUCUAUUGAUGCAGUACUACUGUAGGCAGGGAUUACUUCCCCUGGCUUGUCCAAAGUGUGUACUUAAUACACUGCAUACUGCAAUGUAGGUUUCAUUCCAUGGGUCUGAUUAGGUCAGUAGUUAACUCAAACAUUCACCCCCACAUGUUUAAACUGGACUUACCAAGUCUUUGAUUUGGUAAGGUUCAAAUGUGACUUUAGGGGUGAAUGAGUUGAGGAUGGAUGUUUAGUGUUUUUUAGCAGUAUUUUACUGUUUAAAAGAUAUGAAGCUUUAUGGUUAUUUUUCAAGCAUCCAUGAAGUUCUGACCUUUUUAUUAAUACCACUAAUGAAAUAGAAUUCUGAGGAUCAGUGGCAAAAUAAUGCCAAAUAUUUUUUGACUUACAUUGGGCCAAUAAAAAAUAAGCUGCCCUAUAACGCUUAUAUUAUACCUGUCAUGCUGUUUGCAGUGAACAAAAAGAUGAAAGCUAUGGUAGUGGAUGUAUAUAGUUGACUGUUAAUAUCAAGGCAAGGUAAAGCCUGAAAAUCCUUGAUAUGAAAGUAGACCCGUCCUUCCUAUACAACACAAACUGACCAUGUGCCACAAGUUUCUUACAUACUGUCCUGAUUGGAUUGUGAAGGGUAGCAAAUUGCGAAGGAUUGCUUAAAUGUAUCUUACUGUUUGUAUGCCACAUAAAAGGUUUUUAAUGCAUUAUAUAUAACAGAAAUGUUUGUCAAUAAUGCUUGAAAAUACUGAAAAUCAGAGGCUACAUAUUUUAAGGUAGUCAGUGUUACUUUUAAACCUGAUUGAUUUAUCAAAGGGUCAAGUGAUUUAAAUGAAAUUAUAUCAAGAUUCUAUUUAUUCAAAUGUAUUUGACGCACUGCAUGUUGAGGAAGCCUAAGAUAUUUUUUCUGAUUUCUAUGAUUGUCAAAAUAUCCCCAAUUUUUCAAUGUUUAUUUACCUUGGUGCUUUGUGAAUUGUGUUACCAUUUCUCCCCAAUGAAUUGGUUACCAUGUUUUUUUACAAGAUUUACAGAGAUUUACAUAUGAUUGUAAUUAGAAUAAGUGAUGAUCAAUUAUCAUGUUUAUCUAAAGAUUUAAACUUUAUUGUUAUUUCAACUUAAAUACUCUUGUUGGCCCGAGUGUAAGUGCACGGGGUGGGGUUAAUGUGUGAGGAAACCGGAGUACCCAGAGAAAACCUUCAUGGUAGGGUAGGUGAUCCCAUACCUUUUCACGUCCAAUCAGGGAAUCUGACCCUAGCCACCUUGGUGAAAGGCGGGUGUAUCUUUAACUGCGGGAUACGACCACCUAUAGAGUAAGUUGUAGAGGUUCUCCGAGAUUUAAGGCCAGUAAUCAUGUUAUCUAAGUGGAAUUAGUCAAAGAGGUUCCCCACAAUGUGAUGUUUGGUUAUGACUUUGCUAUAAAUCUUAUUAAUUGUUUGAUAUUUUAAAAGGCACAAGAUUUACCAAAGGUAUUUGAAAAUCUGAAAUCAAAUAAUGAGAAUUAGUUAAAUAUGACAGUCAAUACUCACGAGUUGGGGAUCUGUUUUCUCCCUUUAGCAUUUAUAAUUUGUUUAAAUCAAUGAAUUUCUACAAAAAUGUACUUCCCAGCUUGAAAAAAAAAUAGGCAUUAUUUUCUUAUAUAUGUGUUUAAUAUGAUGUCACAAAACUUUGUGAAUGUUCUAAGUUCACACAAAGAUUGUUAUUAACAAACGACAAAGCUCCCAAUGAGUUACCCACAUAUGGGUACAUGUAUAUCAUAUGUUUAACCUAAGUGUUGCAGUUGUGUAAUUAUGGAAGAAAAUUCAUGCUAGAAAGUUUUACUGGUUGUGUCCAGGUACAGAGGCCAGCUAUUGAUUGAUAGGGGAAAUUUACUCCAGGUUGAUACGAAAUUUACUCCAGGUGGAUAUGAAAUCUACUCCAGGUUGAUAUGAAAUUUACUCCAGGUGGAUAUGAAAUCUACUCCAGGUGGAUAUGAAAUUUACUCCAGGUGGAUAUGAAAUCUACUCCAGGUUGAUAUGAAAUUUACUCCAGGUUGAUACGAAAUUUACUCCAGGUGGAUAUGAAAUCUACUCCAGGUGGAUAUGAAAUCUACUCCAGGUGGAUAUGAAAUCCACUCCAGGUGGAUAUGAAAUUUACUCCAGGUGGAUAUGACUUAGUAUUAUUAGCUUAUAUCAGUUCCACCUUUCCAAUAACUUCUAGCUUUAAACUUUUGUAACUUAUACAAAACUGUUGGCAUGUCAUGGUUCAUGGAUAUUCCUAGCUAAUGGUUACCUUACCAAUCAUAGUAUAUUCUAAUUGCAAAUAUCUCAUAAGGAUAUUUAAUAAUUAGUUUAAUGCUAUGUUACAAACUUUUUAUAAUUCUUCCAUAUUUUUUGAAAGACUGCAAUAAUUCUAUGAAACUUUCUUUAAAACUAAUAUUUACUACCACUACAUGGUGUUCUGUGUACCAUUUUCAAGUCUUACAUCUGAACGUCAAGGUCACAAUAUUUUUUUCAGAUGUAUGUGUUGCAACUACUUAAAUUGUGAGAGAGCUGGAUUAUGGGGACAAUUUAGGACUGACUGUAGACUACUGUGACUGGAGGUGUCGACAGUGAAGAGGAUACAUCAUACUUGCCAUCAUUAGUUCCCCACCGGUUCUUUAUUUUGACCUCUGACUGCAAUCAUUGGAAAAAUAGCCCUUUUCUGUAUCAGGAUACUUUCUGUACUGUAGGUUGAUACUGAGAUAGGUGUACAGCUCGGUAAGAAAUCAUUACCGGUGGGGGACUAGUACAGCUCGGUAAG